Arachis stenosperma is the source of this 1552-nucleotide messenger RNA. RefSeq lists its product as uncharacterized. Bases 140 to 1381 code for a protein of 413 amino acids. The record is from RefSeq and is a predicted model, not a curated record. Lineage: Eukaryota; Viridiplantae; Streptophyta; Magnoliopsida; Fabales; Fabaceae. The transcript is spliced from 4 exons.
ACCACAUUCCACAGAACCCUGCAUCCUCCUCCAAUUUAUGACUCUCUUUCUCUCUGCUCAAUUCACAUAAACAACAUAGAAUUUUGUAAACUCUGUUGUAUGAAAAAGAGAGGAGUAGUUUUGCUUAACCUCCACUCUAAUGGCCCUCCUAGCACUCUUGCCUGAACACUCCCUUCCCAACAACAACAAUGGUAAGAAUAAGAUUAAUAAUAAGCAGAAGCAGAAACACAAGCAGAAUCAAAAGCAGAAGCAGAAAGAAAAACAAGGUUCUUCUUCUUCUUCUUCAUCUUCAUGGGAGCAAAUCAAGAACUUGAUAUCUUGCAAGCAAGUUGAAGGGUCAAGAGUGCAUGAUCCUUCAUCGUCAAAGAGCAUGAUGGGUUCAUCUUGCAGCUCCAUAUGCAGCUUCAGAGAUGUUGUUCAUGGAAACACUAGAGUUGUUCACAGAGCUGAUAACUCUUCACCUGAGAGUAGCUCACUUGGGCAGCAAGAAACUGGUUUGUUGAGUAGAAAACCUGCCGCAAAAUCAUCAAGAAGGUCAUCUGGGAAAUCCAAUGGUGGAGCAACCUACACGCCAUCAUCUUCUAAAGGGAUGCAGUUUAGGAAGCUGUCUGGGUGUUAUGAAUGUCACAUGAUCAUUGACCCUAGCAGGCUACCAAUUCCAAGGAGCAGCGUGUGUGCUUGUUCAGAGUGUGGAGAGGUGUUCCCUAAGAUGGAAAGCUUAGAGCUUCAUCAAGCUGUUCGUCAUGCUGUUUGGGAGCUGGGUCCAGAGGAUUCAGGUCGGAACAUAGUGGAAAUAAUCUUCAAAUCAAGCUGGCUAAAGAAGGACAACUCGAUAUGCAAGAUCGAACGGAUACUGAAGGUCCAGAACAGUCAACGCACCAUCCAACGGUUUGAGGAGUGCAGGGACAGCGUGAAGUCGCGUGCACAGAAUAGUAGCAAGAAAAACCCCAGGUGCGCAGCCGAUGGCAACGAACUCUUGAGGUUCCAUUGCACCACAUUGACCUGCCCACUUGGGGCACAGGGAUCCACUGCCCUUUGCACUGCCAUUCCCGGUUGUGGCGUAUGCACUGUCAUAAGGCACGGGUUUCAAGGCGGUGGAAAGGGGGUGAAGACCACAGCCAGUAGCGGUAGGGCACAUGACUCGCUGGCAGGGCAUUGUGGCGCCCCAAGGGCAAUGUUGGUUUGCCGUGUCAUUGCUGGCAGGGUCAGGCGCGUGCCAGAGGACGCGCCGCCAGAGGACGACGGAGUCUCGGCUAGUGGGGGCUAUGAUUCUAUUGCAGGCAGUGCCGGGAUCUACUCUAACCUUGAAGAGUUGGUUGUUUUCAAUCCACGCGCCAUCCUACCCUGUUUUGUGGUUGUUUACAAGGUGCUUUCUUGUUGAAAUUUGGAAGGAGAGAAAUGCAGGAUUCUCUUGCUCGUAUAUCACUUGAUCCUGUAUCUUUAUUAUUGUUUUAACUUUUACAUUAUAUUAAGAUUAGAGGGUGAAAAAUUAACUAUGUGAGAAAUUUGUAGUAACAAUGUGUAUAAAAGAAUCUUACAAGUCUUGAUCAAA